Messenger RNA from Salvelinus namaycush (lake trout), 979 nucleotides. It is a transcript of the gene pmaip1, whose product is annotated as phorbol-12-myristate-13-acetate-induced protein 1. The record is from RefSeq and is a predicted model, not a curated record. Lineage: Eukaryota; Metazoa; Chordata; Actinopteri; Salmoniformes; Salmonidae. Gene Ontology annotation, biological process: apoptotic process; DNA damage response; release of cytochrome c from mitochondria. The coding region runs from base 138 to 326 and encodes 62 amino acids. The transcript has 2 exons.
CAAGAUAUACUGUACUCACUUCUGAUUUAGCUUACUGCUGUCUAGGACUCACACUGAGCUAUAGCAUACUCAGAGCUAUACGGCUAUAGGAACAACUAUACAGCUAUAAUAGAAGCAGCUAUACAGCAAACGCAUCCAUGAAGCUCGAAUCGAGAAAGUCCUCACUGAAAAGGACUGAGAGCCAGAAAGAGACCGUACCAAACAAAGAUCAGAAAGCCACUGUGGAAUGUGCGCAACAGCUGCGUAAAAUCGGAGACCUUUUCAACCUGAAAUACAUACUGGCGGAUAUGCUUGCUAAAAUCUCAACGGAUCCGAAAAUCAAGUGAAAUGGAUACAGUAGCUGCCUUUGAUAGUAAAGUGGAUCGAAAUUGGAUCAUCAUGCCUUAACAGGAAACGUGUUGCGGUCGUUACAAUGUGAAGAGUUCGUUAUAAUAACACAAAGCCAAUGUGGACCUCACACGCCCAUGCCCGGAGCUAGGCUACUCUCAGCCGGAGUAUCUUUAUGGACGCUCCUUCAACAGAGACUGCUUUCUACGCCCAGCGUCCCGGGACGCAGGUGGGUAUUUGUCCAUAGUCUAAGAGAUAUAUAUACCACCGCCCUAUUGGAAUAUUUAGGCCGGGAAAAUGAAGACGGGCCGGGAAGCCGAAACAGAACAUUUGGAGUAAAGAGAAGACAGGAUAGCAAACCAACAUGUAGCCUAAAAUAGAGACUAAAAGAGUAUCUAUCUGUUAUUAAACGUUUGAUUCUAAUCGUCAGGGUGUUUAUGCUGUCUUGUUUUACGUUUGUUUGGUGAUUUGGUAUUUGCUUAUUGUUUGAAAAUAAUUUUAUUCUGUCAAGUUUGUUUGGUGAUUUUGAUAUUUGCUUAUUGUUUGAAAAUCAUUUUAUGCUGUCUGUUUUAAGUUUGUUUGGUGAUAGAUUUUUACUUAUUUGUUUGAAAAUAAUAUCAAUAAAUGUUUUGAUUUCUUCUCUUGUCAUCAA